Molecule: messenger RNA, 2307 nt
Organism: Cicer arietinum (chickpea)
Lineage: Eukaryota; Viridiplantae; Streptophyta; Magnoliopsida; Fabales; Fabaceae
Product: G-type lectin S-receptor-like serine/threonine-protein kinase At1g11330
Biological process (GO): protein phosphorylation
Cellular component (GO): plasma membrane
Molecular function (GO): protein serine/threonine kinase activity; ATP binding
Source: RefSeq, a predicted model, not a curated record
AUUUGUUCAUUUCAAUGAUGUGUUUAAGCAAGUGCAAACAUUUGAUCUCUACACUAUUAGUAUUAUGUUGUUAUUCAAUACAUGUUCUUGUUGUUGCCAAAGACAACACAACAUCAUCACAAUUGAUGAUCAAAGACCAUGAAACUCUAACCUCAAAUAGUGGAAACUUCACCUUGGGAUUCUUCACACCUCAAAAUUCAACAAAUAGAUAUGUAGGAAUUUGGUGCAAAACUCAAGACUUUGUGGUAUGGGUUGCUAAUAGAAACCAACCAUUGAUCAAUAAUUCUUCUGGUGUUGUUACAAUAUCCAAUGAUGGCAAUCUUGUACUAUUGAAUGGACAAAAAAAUGUUCUUUGGUCAUCAAAUGUUCCCAACGUUACAACAAAUUCUAGUUUCCAACUUUCAGAUGAUGGAAACCUUGUCUUCUGUGAAACAUUAACAGGAAACAGUAUAUGGGAGAGUUUCAACCAUCCAACAAAUGUAAUAUUACCAAACAUGAAACUUACAAGCUACAAAAGAAGUAGUGAGAAAGUAAAACUUACAUCAUGGAAAACACCUUCUGAUCUGUCCGUUGGAAACUUCUCUUUAAGCGUCGAACGCCUGACUAUUUCGGAAGUUAUCAUUUGGAAUGAGACUCGGCCGUAUUGGCGAAGUGGUCCUUGGAAUAAUCAAAUUUUUAUAGGGAUAGAAGACAUGGGAACUCUUUACCUUAAUGGUUUUCAUUUUGAAAAAGAUGGUACGAGAGGAACUGGUGAUUUGUAUUUCAGAGCAGACGACUGUGGACUUGUAAUCUAUAGACUGAAUUCACAAGGCCAAAUUCAUGAAAAUUCUUGGAGUGUUGAGAAAGAGGAGUGGCAAGUCACAUGGAGUAAUCGAAAUCGGAUUGUGAUGUUUAUGGUUUUUGUGGUCCAUUUGGAAAUUGUAGUUCAAAAGUGUCACCACAUUGUAGCUGUUUACAAGGGUUUGAACCAAGAAACAAACAAGAAUGGAAUCAAAAAAAUUGGACUAGUGGAUGUGUUAGGAGGACAGGCUUGCAGUGUGAAAGUGCAAACAAUGAUACCAAGAGGGCACAUGGUGAUGAAUCAGACAGUUUUUUGGAAUUUCAUAUGGUUAAAGUGCCUGAUUUGGCAGAACUGUCAUCAGAUGAACAAGAUGAAUGCAGAAGGAAGUGUUUGGUGAAUUGCUCUUGCACUGCAUAUUCAUAUAAUUCUGAUAUUGGUUGUAUAUCUUGGAAUGGAAAUCUAAUUGACAUACAACAAUUCGAAACUGGAGGAGCUGAUCUAUUCAUUCGCGUAGCCUAUGCUGAACUCGGCGUCUCAGAUAAAGAUAAAGGGCACAAAGGAACAGUCAUUAUUACAGUUUCAGUAUUAAUGGGAACUAUUAUAAUUGCCAUUGGUGCAUAUUUCAUUUGUAUAAAGGCUUCAAGUCCAGAUCCGUCAAGAAAUAAACUCCUAGAUUGGGAAAAACGCUUCAACAUAAUAGAAGGAAUAGCUCGUGGAUUACUUUAUCUACAUAGAGAUUCCAGGCUAAAAAUCAUACAUAGAGAUUUGAAGGCAAGUAAUAUUUUGCUAGACGAGGAGCUGAAUCCAAAAAUAUCAGACUUUGGUAUGGCCAGAAUCUUCGGAGGGAGUGAAAAUCAUGCCAAUACACAGGAUUGUCGGAACAUAUGGUUAUAUGGCUCCAGAGUAUGCAAUGCAAGGAGUGUUUUCAGAUAAAUCAGAUGUUUUCAGCUUUGGAGUUUUGCUGAUAGAGAUUGUCAAUGAAAGACGAAACUCAAGCUUUUACGAAAGCGAAAAUGCUCUGACACUCUUAGGAUUUGCAUGGAAUCAAUGGAGGGAAGACAAUAUUUCAACUUUAAUAGAAUCAGAAAUAUAUGAUCAAAGUCAUCAUAGGAAUAUUUUGAGAUGCAUACAUAUAGGACUUCUAUGUGUACAAGAAUCAGCUAUAGACAGACCUACUAUGGCUGUAGUAAUUUCUAUGCUUAGCAGUGAAACCAUGGACCUUCCUCCUGCAAGGGAACCUGCAUUCCUCCUGAGACAGAAUAUGUUGAAUACAUUCUCUUCUGAAGAAAUAGAUGAAUUGUGUUCCAAUAAUGCUGUGAGUAUGACAGAUCUUCAUGGAAGAUAAGAAAUUGAAGCUUUGUGUAAAUGAUUCAUCUUCAUCAUUGAUAUUGCUUGAACUAUGUAUAUUUAUAAUAGACAUAACAGAAUUCUUUGAUUCGUGCUGUCUCAUCUAGUAUGACCAAGACCUUUUUUUAUAAAAAAAGUUCAAAUGAAUUGGAUUCUGAAGGCUCACCAGAGUCCGUGCA